CCUCUCCCACGCGUCCCUCGACCCUGACCAAUCUUAGAACUUUUACACUUAUAAAUUGAAGAACAUUCUCCUGCUGGAAUACAGAGGAGAAAACUAAUACAAUUUCCAUGGAUUGGGCAUUGGUUAUGUGGUUGUGGGCUUUGGUUUUUGUUCAGUACCAUAGUCAUGGGUGUCUUGGGUACUUGGACAAGGAGAGGACUUCUCUCUUGGAGAUCAAAGCUUCCAUCAAUUAUCCGAAUGGGUCUUCUCUUCCUACAUGGGAGGAUGGGACUGACUGUUGUCGUUGGGAAAGAAUCAAGUGCAACAAUGAGACAGGCCGAGUGACUGAAAUUUCUCUCAAUGAAACAAGGGAAGACGAGUUGGGAGAAUGGUAUCUGAAUGCCGACUUACUUCUAUCCUUUGGAGAACUGCGGAGCCUCGAUUUGUCCUGGAAUCAACUCGCUGGUUGGGUUGGUCAUGAAGGUUUCAAAAGAUGGUCCAGAUUGAGCAAGCUAGAGCACCUUGACCUAAGCAAUAACUCAUUCAAUGAAAGCAUUCUACUAUAUGUGGGUUCACUCUCAUCCCUCAAGAGUCUGUCUCUGGGCGACAAUCAAUUUGGAUUUCCACACAGCAGUCUUGAUGUGAUGGGGAAUUCACCUCCUAUAAUUUUAUAUACAAGUUUUGAAAUGUUGUCAAGAUUGUGCAACCUAGAGCAGCUAGACCUAAGUUGGAAUCAGUUAAAUAGAAGUAUUCUACCAUAUUUGGGCGCACUCUCCUCCCUCAAGAGCCUUCAUCUAAGAGGGAAUAAGUUGGAAGGAUGCUUCCCCUCAAAAGAAUUAGCCAACUUGAGCAAACUGGAGGUUUCGGAUUUGGGAGAUAAUCAACUCAAUGGUUCCCUAUGGCUGCAAGAAUUGGCCAACUUGAGCAAACUAGAGGUUUUGGAUUUGGGAGGUAAUCGACUCAAUGGUUCCCUAUUUCUGCAAGCUUUGUGCAAUCUGGAGAAUCUUCAAGAACUGGAUCUUCAAGGAAAUGAACUGGAAGGGAGCCUUCCUCCAUGUCUCAGCAACUUGUCAUCCCUCCAACUACUUGAUCUCUCCCGUAAUAAACUCAGUGGGAAAAUCUCCUUGUCUCUCAUCUCCAGCCUCACAAUGCUCCGGUUCCUUUCUCUCUCUAACAACCGCUUUGUGGGGUCUCUCUCAUUUAGCUCAUUUGCUAAUCUUUCCAAGCUCGAGGUUGUGGAACUUUCAGUACUGAAAGGUAGAUAUCUUGAUGGCUAUGUUAUAACUUAUCACAAUCAGUUAGAGGUGGAAACUGAAUCGACACCUUGGGUUCCUAAAUUCCAGUUGAAAGUCCUCCAAUUAUCAAACUGCAACAUAAACAAGCUCACUGGUACCAUUCCCAGCUUCCUUUCCACCCAAUAUAACUUGAUAGAAUUGGACCUUUCCCACAACAACAUGAAGGGAAACUUCCCAUCUUGGUUGUUAGAGAAUAAUAAAAGACUUGGAAUGCUAGACCUUGGAAGCAACUCCUUAGCUGGCCCAUUCCAUCUGCCACCUCAUUCUAACAACCUGAAUGCAUAUUUUCUGGACGUCUCCAGCAACCACAUCUCCGGACAACUUCCUGAAAAUAUCGGUCUCUGCCUUCCAAAUUUAUCAGACUUGAACAUGUCUACAAACGCUCUUCAUGGUACCAUUCCUCUGUCGAUGGGUAACAUGAGUAAAUUGUUUUCUUUAGAUUUGUCGAGAAACAAUUUUUCAGGAGAAAUACCAGAGCAGUUGGCCAUGGGUUGCAUCUCAUUAGAAAUUUUGAAGCUAUCAAACAAUAGAUUUCAAGGCCCAAUGUUUCCAACUUAUUCGAACUUGACUCAGUUAUCGUAUCUGUAUUUGGAUGGCAAUCGAUUCACCAGGAGGAUCUCAGCUGGUAUAUUCAAAAGCCCUCAUCUACAGCUUUUGGAUGUUGGUAAAAACAACAUAUCAGGUCGUCUUCCUGCACAGAUUGGGAACUUUUCUGAGUUGGAGUGGCUUUCCAUGCCAGAAAAUUAUUUAGAAGGUCCUAUUCCAGCCGAGUAUUGCAACCUAUCUAGUCUUUCGCUUUUGGACCUUUCCCAAAAUAGAAUUUUUGGUCCCAUACCUCCAUACUUCAAUCUAUCUCUGAAAUUCUUACAUUUGCAAGGAAAUGAGCUUACAGGAUUGAUGCCAAAUGCUUUAUCCAAAUUCUCCUCCCUUUUCACAUUGGACAUCAGGCACAACAAGAUAUUUGGUAAUAUACCAAGCUGGAUUGGUUUGCUUCCUAAUUUAAGGGUUCUUCUCCUCCGAGGAAAUAAUUUGCAAGGUCACAUUCCCAAGCACUUAGUGUCAGAUGAAAACCAUCAGCAUAUUAGAUCUUUCAAACAAUACUCUUUCUGGGCCAAUACCAUCGUGUUUUGGUAA
Magnolia sinica is the source of this 2408-nucleotide messenger RNA. Its product is annotated as receptor-like protein 13. The record is from RefSeq and is a predicted model, not a curated record. NCBI's taxonomy places the organism in Eukaryota, Viridiplantae, Streptophyta, Magnoliopsida, Magnoliales, Magnoliaceae. Bases 108 to 2408 code for a protein of 766 amino acids. The transcript is spliced from 5 exons. Gene Ontology annotation, molecular function: protein binding.